Molecule: messenger RNA, 1333 nt
Organism: Elaeis guineensis (African oil palm)
Lineage: Eukaryota; Viridiplantae; Streptophyta; Magnoliopsida; Arecales; Arecaceae
Source: RefSeq, a predicted model, not a curated record
UCGCGCGACCGCGUUCGGGUAUCUGCUUGCCAUGCACAGCAACGCAAGGAUCAUAGGGAAUGGAGAGCAAACUGUGGUGCUCUCACAUGGCUAUGGGGGGAGCCAAUCGAUUUGGGACAACGUGGUCCCUCACUUGUCCCAAAGCUAUCAACUCCUGCUCUUCGACUGGAACUUUUCCGGUACCGCCGACGACUCCGGCAAGGCCUUGGAGCUGUCCGAGUACACCUCCUUCACUGCCUUCGCCGAUGACCUCAUCUCUCUCAUCGACGAGAUGAACCGCAACGGCGUGAUCUUUAUUGGUCACUCCAUGUCCGGCAUGAUCGGUUGCAUCGCCUCCGUUAAAAGGCCCGAUCUCUUCAGCCACCUCGUGCUCAUUGGAGCGUCUCCCAGUGCAGAGAUGGACAUAAGAUACAAAGGCUAUCUUGAUGAGUGGGAAAGUAAUCCAAGUGUCAAAUGCAUCCUCGUGGAGAGCAGCUCAUCUCGUGCCUUUUCAGCAGGAAUGGAUAUUAAGGGUGUUGUGGCUGAAAUUCAAAAGGACAAAACUACACCACUCGUGAAAAAGGUUUUUGCUGCGGAGUAUUCUCUAAUAUGUAAAAUUUUUGGAUAUCAAAAGCCUUACAUUUGUUUCAUGGAUGGUGUCACAAUGGGGUUUGGGAUUGGGCUGUCUGGACAUGGCCGCUACCGAAUUGUUACUGAGAAAACACUACUUGCUAUGCCGGAAAAUGGAAUUGGCUUGUUCCCAGAUGUUGGCUUUGCUUAUAUAGCUGCAGAGUCUCCAGGAGAAGGGGCAGUAGGGGCUUACCUUGGAAUGACUGGGAAAAGGAUUUCAUCUCCUGCUGAUGCAUUAUAUGUGGGCUUGGGAACUCAUUAUGUGCCUUCUGGAAACUUAGAACCCCUUAAAGGGGCACUUCUAUCAAUCAACUUCUCUGAUGACCCUCACAAAGAUGUUGAGUCAUUACUAGCAGAAUAUAAGAAGGAACCCGAAUCAGAGUCUCAACUGAAGUUGCUUUUACCUCACAUAGUAUCAUCUUUUGGUGUCCAUAAUUCAGUCUCCAAAAUCAUAGAAGAAUUGAAGAUGUAUCAGUCAAGUACUGAUGCUGCAGUAGCACAAUGGGCAAAUGAUGCUCUUCUAGGACUUCGGAAAGGUGCACCAUUUUCUCUCUGCUUAACGCAAAAGCAUUUCUCAGAAGUUUCAUAUGCACAGGGAAAUGAUGAACAUCAUUUAUCAGAACUCGGUGGUGUAAUGAAGGCUGAAUACCGCAUUGCCUUGAGAUCCUCACUUCGAAAUGAUUUUGCUGAAGGUGUACGGGCAGUUUUGGUGGACAAGGACCAG